Lottia gigantea (owl limpet) is the source of this 693-nucleotide messenger RNA. RefSeq lists its product as hypothetical. The transcript is spliced from 5 exons. The annotation marks the transcript as partial. Gene Ontology annotation, molecular function: zinc ion binding; nuclear receptor activity; RNA polymerase II cis-regulatory region sequence-specific DNA binding. The record is from RefSeq and is a predicted model, not a curated record. Gene Ontology annotation, biological process: regulation of transcription by RNA polymerase II; anatomical structure development; cell differentiation. NCBI's taxonomy places the organism in Eukaryota, Metazoa, Mollusca, Gastropoda, Lottiidae.
UCAUGUGAAGUAUGUGGUGAUAAGAGCUACGGGAAACAUUAUGGUGUAUUUUGUUGUGACGGUUGUAGCUGUUUCUUUAAAAGAAGUAUACGUAAAAAUAUCAAUUAUACGUGUAUUGGAAAGGGAACAUGUAUUAUUGAUAAAGCCAGAAGAAAUUGGUGUCCAUAUUGUCGCCUUAAGAAAUGUCUUAGUAUCAACAUGAAUCGUAAUGCUGUGCAAGAAGAAAGAGGACCGAGAAAAAAUAAAGGAACACGUCGGAAUCCAUACGAUAAAAAUAGAAGAACAUCAACUGCAUCAGAUUCGCCAUCAUCAUCUAGCCAUCAUCAAUCUCUAGAGUCAGAUCACCUACCAACCAGCCAGAUACAUCGGUUGUCUUGGAAUUCAUAUUUCACUAUUACUAUAUGCCAACAGAUCUUAAUGUCAUCAUUACGGCGGUUACACUACAACCGAAUAUUCCGGUCUCUUUAUCCAGCUGAUCAGAUGCUACUGGUUCAAAAUACGUGGAGUGAACUAUUUCUUCUUUCUGCAGCAUAUUGGCCAGUAGACAUCUGCCAGAUUAUACACAUGGCUAGUUGUAAAAUUAAGAAGAUACUAGCAGGUUGUCAGUCACUGAAGGUUGACAAUACAGAACUACCGUAUCUAGAAACUAUACUGGUUUUACGAAAUGGUAAGAAACCAAGUUAUCUCCCUUGA